AUGGACCCGCUGCGCCUGCUGCGCAAGUUCGCGAUGGAGCAGGACCUGCGGCGCGUGACGCGCCACGCGGGGAAGAUCGACUUCGGGGAUGACUACUCCUUCAGCGAGGACACGCCGGUGCCAUGGCGCAAGUCCGGCAAGCCCGGGGAGUUCUACUCCCUGCUGUGCGUCUACUACUUCCUGCAGAACCGGAAGGUGGCGCACACGGAAUAUAUGAAGCAGGCCACGAGCGCGCGGGUGCCAACGGUGACCAUCGUGGACCGAAGGGAGCUGGAGCAGUACCUGACGGGCAAGAUAGACAAUGCUGCAAGCAUUGCAUCAGUGGACGAGCUGCCAGUGCUGCGGCUGAGGAGCGCUGCAGCCGAGGCUGGGGAUGGGCCAACAGCGGACCCAAGCCUGGAGCCCAAGAGCAAGCGUCCCAGGGUGGCAGAUUCACGCCAGGAUGGGAUGCCUCAAGGAGCACCGCUGCCACCAGAGGCCUCAGCCCCAACGGAUGAGGGUCUGGGAAUUGACAAGAUAUUCGCACAAGAGAGGCAGCUGAGGGACAGGAACACCAUGCUG
Molecule: messenger RNA, 561 nt
Organism: Ostreobium quekettii
Lineage: Eukaryota; Viridiplantae; Chlorophyta; Ulvophyceae; Bryopsidales; Ostreobiaceae
Source: the annotation of a GenBank genome assembly